Molecule: messenger RNA, 4104 nt
Organism: Xyrauchen texanus (razorback sucker)
Lineage: Eukaryota; Metazoa; Chordata; Actinopteri; Cypriniformes; Catostomidae
Product: carboxypeptidase N subunit 2
Exons: 2
Coding region: 79-1575 (498 amino acids)
Cellular component (GO): extracellular matrix
Molecular function (GO): protein binding
Source: RefSeq, a predicted model, not a curated record
CAACAAUGUUUAACUAGAAGUCAAAGUGGAAUUUGCUUGUUUCUGCUUGAGGUGAAUGUGCACUAAUAUAGAGAAGACAUGAGCAGACACCGUGCUGUUGUUUUACUGUUCCUCAUUCAACUUGGUGAUUGCUGUCCUGAACUAUGUCAGUGCUUCACAGCUGCAAAGGUCAUUUGUUCAGAUGACACAAUGCGAGUUUUACCUGUCAACAUCUCUGCACAAGUGAAAGAAUUGAUUGUAGUGGCAUCUGGCCUGACAUACAUGGACAGAAGUUCCUUUCGAGAAAACCUCAGACUAACCAAGCUGGUCAUUCUCAACAGCUUGUUGAAAACGUUUUCAUACAAUACCUUUGAAAACCUGGUUGAGCUACAGGAGCUCGAAAUCAGUGGAAACAGUCAUUUGUUGACUUUUAAAAUGCAAACCCUCAACAAGUUGACUAACCUUACAAGGCUUUUCCUUAACAACAAUAAGAUUUCUCUGGAUAAUGACAUUUUUGACCCUUUGCAGAAGCUGGAAACAUUACAGUUGAGAGGGAAUAAUAUAUCAUCUCUGCCCAGUCUUCUUUUUCAUAAUCUUCCCAAUCUUCUGGAACUCGACUUAUCCUUCAACAAUGUGAGCUCUUUGUCAGCUGACGUAUUUCAGAACAACUCUCGCUUGCGUGUGCUCUCACUGCAAGGCAAUAUGAUCUCACAGCUUCCAGAAGGAAUCUUCUCCCACCUUAAUGUCUUGGAAGACCUGAAUCUCCGAAACAAUACCAUAAUAAAUCUGAAUCCUGGAGUGUUCCCAUCCAGUCUCCAGAAACUAGUCCUUAAAAAUAACAUGCUGGUCCAACUAUCCCCAAUGAUUUUUGACAAACUGCAACAGCUUACUUAUCUGGACUUGUCUCAGAAUCGGCUCUCAGAACUUCCUCCAGAUCUCUUCCGGAACCUUUCCUCACUGAAGAACCUUGAUCUAUCGGAGAACCAGAUUACUGCAUUACCUGGCUCUGUUUUCAAAGGACUCAUUAAAGUAAAGGCCAUCCAUUUACAGAAAAAUAAUCUGAGCUCACUCAAUGUAAACUUGUUUAUGGAUCAGCAAGAUAUGGACCAGUUGUACUUAUCCAAGAACAGUCUGCGAAAUAUACCGAAUGGCUUUUUUGAUUACCUUCAUUUCCACUGCAUAGUUCGACUCCACGGAAAUCCCUGGCAGUGUGACUGUGAAAUACAAUACUUACAUAACUGGCUGAGGUAUAACCCUGAAAGCGUGGAGGAUUUGAGCAGAGUUUACUGCGAUGCCCCUGAGUAUAUUAGGGGGCAAAACCUACUUUCCAUUGAUCAGGAACAGCUUGUUUGUCUGAAAAAUUCCAGUUCUAUUACCCCUGGUGUUACAAAGAUACUCCCCAACAGCAAUAAUGACAGCACAACUCAGUGCUCACUCCAAGAACUAAAAGGUGCAACAUCCAUUCAGUGCAAAGUCAGUAAAUGCACCACUUUGAAGUUUCAGGCCCUUUUUGAAUCUUCAGAUGGAAACAAUUCAAAAUACAUAGAGAUCAAAGAGUGGUCAGUGCCCUUUGGAUGCUUCAAUGGGGCUGAUUAGACAAAAACAUUCGCCCUUGAGUGUUUUCAAUUCACAGCAUAUAAGGAACUUUUUGCUGUAAAGUGUAAACAAUUGACAAUAAACUAUCUUCACAAUAUGGCACAGCCAUAUUCUUGCUUCUUGCUCUGAUAAAACAGUUACCACAUAAUAAAAGUAUUAAGGACACAAACUUACGCAGUGAUACAAAUAGAAUCUCUUUAAAGAGGUCAUGACUCAGCUUAAACACUCUAUAGUGCUGAAGUAUCUAGAAUUGUUCACACACACAUUUCAAUACAAGAUAAUUAGACUGUGAAUGACUGUGCAUUUGGUUUAAUGCAAUUUCUCAUUUAAAACAUAAAAGAUGGUCAUUUAUCGCCAUCUAUUAGCGCAAAAGUAUAAUUUGCAGAAAUGGUCAAUGAACGAAUCAAUUAAUGUAUAAAAACUAAUGAAUCAAAAUCCCCACCAUUAAUUGUGAUGACAGUAUUUGAUGAAUUUUAAUGAGAACAUUGUUAACCAGGCACACACAGAUAUCAACACUUGCCAUGCUAAACUCAACAAUGAUGACAGUCCACAAAGAUAUUUGGUAAAACUUUACAUUAAUGUUCUUUUUAUUAUUAAAGGUUUUAUAAAAGGGUUUGUUAAAGACUUAUAAUUCAUUACAGGUGCAUUCAUCUUUGAUAUGCAGUUAUAGCAUGAAUCAAAAUAGAGACUUUCAUCCAUGCAUUUUCUUGCCAAAUAGUGAGCCAUUUUACCUAACAUGUUAACAUUAAAUAAAUGAACACUUUUUUCACAUUUGUAACCUACGAAGGUCCCACUUUAUAUAAGGUGUCUUCAACUACUAUGUACUAACACAAACAUGCAAUACAAUGUACUUAUUGUGUAACUAUAUGUUGUUCUGCAAAAUUCUCACAAGAUUCACAUUUGCUGCUACUGAAGUUAAGGGAAGGGGAGGUUUAGGGUUAGGGUUAAGGGUUAACAGAGUAACUACAGAUGUAAUUAAAUGCAGGUACUUUAAAUGGAAGUACAAUGCUACAUCAUGUAUUUACAUUAUAAGUGUAUUGUAUACAAAGUGAAUAGUAGUUAAAGACAUCUAUCAAAAAGUGGGUCCAACCUAUGUACAUAAAGUUCAGUAUGGUUUAAUGGUCAUAAGGCUUUAUGAUAUAUGCUGUGAAUGAGCAUGAAGACCUGAAAAGUGUUUAGCAGAUGACUUUCGGUAACUAGGACUAGGCAAAACCAUUAUUUUGACAUCAACGUAAUAAGGAAAGUGACAACACAAGAAGUCAAGACAUUAUAGUAAUGAAUGUAAACACAAAGUAGACUGCAGCAAAAUGACUUAAUCCUAGAAGCUAAUAUCUGUAUGUCUUAGAGUCAUCGUAGCGUGGUUUGAUUGUAGAUCAUGCCUUAAAAGAAUAUACUCAUGCUAAUAUUUAUGAAUAUUGUAUGCACUGCUUGAUUAUUGACUAAGUAUGACUCUAUUGAUGUAGAGUUGAUUUUCUAGAACUGACACAUGUUCAUGACAAACCCGUUUGAAAAAUAAAAACAAUAAAUGUGCAAGUAACCCAGCAAAAUGAUAAAAGUGUCUGCUACAAUGAAGAAAUGCAGUGUUCCUGGCAGCAGGAAUCAAUGAGAGAUUUGAUAAGAGAGGUGAAUGAACUUGACCUGUGGGGGUCAAAGUACAGUCAUUAGACUGUAAACAUAAACAUGUUUCAACAAGCCAAAAGAUUAAUUCAGUAACAAAUAAAUGUGUCAGAGUCGAAUCUCUGUGCGAGUACUCUCCAUGUGGCAAAAUCUUGCCUUAACCCUAACCUGUCUGGAUGUUGAUUUUUAAAAGACAAUCAUUUUGGUGAACCAUGAACUUUUAAUUACUUUAAAACCUGUCUUAGGGAUUGACAUGGCAACUAAAAGCCACAUCCAGUAAUAUAAGAAGUUCACCUGUAGAUGGCGUUCCUGUCAAACAUGCUCCUUAGUGAUUCAAAUUAAGGCAAAUUCUUUGGCAGGGAAAUAAAUAUAUACAUGUAACACUCACAAAAUAUAUUUAACUUUAAGAUAAUUUGUUUUUCAAGUGUAGCAUCAAGAAAUUUGUUUUUGUCCUGGCUACAAUAAGUAGGCCUACAAGAAUUGCAUGUAAGAUUAUGACAAAAUCAAACUAGGCAAUUAUAGAAUUAUCCAAUAGAGCUAAUAAUGAAUAUCUGUUUUCGCUUUACUCUGUUCUAUCACUUUGUAUAUCAGUGAUAUGUUGAUAUGUUAGACUCAUGAGAGCUGGUCUCAAUUUUCAGUAUCAGGGAGUGGAACAAUAGAAGGCACAGGCUGCAGUAAAUCAUUAACUGCAACACUUUUUCACUAUCACACAGCACAUAAAUAGCCAUGUUAUGUAAUGCAAUAUUCCUGUGUUUUCAGAAGACCAAUAAACUAAUGCCUUAAAGUUGUCUGGCCAGAGAUCAUGUGACUAACAGCGCUCUGAACUACACAGGGAUACAACAGAAUGUUUGUGUUGUGUUUGUCAAAACUAUAUAUAUAUAUAUAUAUACAUAUAUAAAUUCCUAAAAAUAC